Messenger RNA from Schistocerca americana (American grasshopper), 597 nucleotides. RefSeq lists its product as uncharacterized. Gene Ontology annotation, cellular component: extracellular region. Bases 1 to 597 code for a protein of 198 amino acids. The record is from RefSeq and is a predicted model, not a curated record. NCBI's taxonomy places the organism in Eukaryota, Metazoa, Arthropoda, Insecta, Orthoptera, Acrididae. The transcript has a single exon. Gene Ontology annotation, molecular function: Toll binding; growth factor activity. Gene Ontology annotation, biological process: innate immune response; regulation of Toll signaling pathway; central nervous system formation.
AUGCUGUUCAGCAUCUGCACAUUCAGAUUGCGUCGUGACGUUUGUGCGGUGCGUUGCAGGAGCGGUAGCGGCGGCGGCGGCGGCGGCGGCGGCGGAGGCCCGGAGGCGGACGUGGGGGCGGGGUGGCGGUCGGGCGGCCGGCUGACGACGCGCCAGCUGCAGACGCUGGUGAGCGAGGCGAGCGCCAACGGCGCCGGCGCCGUCGAGUGCUGCCCGUCGCGCGUCGACAUGGUGGCGCCCGUCGGCGGCACCAACAAGGACGGCGACUACGUCGAGCUGUUCAACAGCGACGAGCACCAGCAGAGCUUCUUCGAGGUGUCGUGCGACGACAGCGUCGUCGACCGGCCGUGCAUGUUCGUCGACCACCGGCUGCAGAACCAGUCCAAGUGCGUGCAGAAGUACUCGUACUCGUACGCGCUGGUGCGCGAGCCCCAGCAGAGCGGCUGGCGGCUGGACUACGUGCGCGUGCGCAGCGGCUGCAGCUGCGAGAUCACGCCCCGCGCGCCGCCCCACGCCAACCCCCACCCCCACCCCCACCCCCGAGGCAAGGCGCGCCGGCGCGACAAGAGCAAGCGCAGGCAGCGCACGCCAGACUGA